AUGAAUUUACCAAACAACACUGAAAAUUCAGGACAGAAUAAUAUUAAUAAUAAUAAUAAUAAUAUAAACAUUUUUGAGAGUAACCGAGAUAACAAUUUUUUAGGGAAUGACGAUGGUAGUUUUAUAGAUGAUACUAACAUAAUAGAAGACGAAUGUAUAACUCCAAAGGAUGAUGAAGAGAAUAUUAAUUCAAAAAAAAAAAAAAAAAAUGAUACAGGAAAUAAAAAGGAAGAUAAAAACUUAAGAAUGGGAACAAGUGAAUCAAGGAAUGAAAAUAGUAACAGUGUUCACCCAAGUCGUGAUAAUAACAGCGGCAAUAAUAGCGAUAACAAUAGCGGUAAUAAUGAAGACAGGCAUGACCCUAAUAGUAAUGAUAAUAACCAUAUUAAUAUUGAGAGUAGUAAUAUUGAUAGUAGUACUGUUCAUCGUAGUAACAUUCAUCGUAGCAACGUUCAUCGUAGUAACGUUCAUUGUAGUAACGUUCAUCGUAGUAACAUUCAUUGUAGUAAUAUUGAGCAUGGACUCCAUUUUCCGAACGGAGGUAUUUCCAAUUCAGAUGUUAGCCAAAAUGACGAUCUGAAUAAUGUACGAAUAAAUAAUGCACGAAAUGGUGCAAUAAGUAGUGCAGUGCAUAAAGCAGCGAUACAUAAUACCCCUAUGAGUAACCUUAUGUCUGGCCAUACUAAUGCAAAUAAUAACUCAAAUAGCAAGACAAUCAACAAUAAUAGCAGUAACAGUAACAGAAUUGUCAGCGGUAGAUGUAGCAACAUCAAUAGUAACAAUAUAAACAACAGUAGAAACAGCGGGCAGAGCUGUUUGCCCUUUAGUGCUUUUGCACCAUAUAAUGACAACCUAUUUCAGAAUGAACCAAAUAAUUAUUUUUUGCAAGACGGGAUGCAUUCGCAGUGUAACGAUAUGUAUGAGGAGGGAGUGAGGGGUCCCAUGGAUGACGUAGAAGAAAUGGAUGAUGUGGAAGAAGUGAUACAAAUGGAAGAAAUAGAAGAAGAUUUAGUCGACCAAGUUGAUGAUGACUCUGGGCAGUACGAAGAAAUGAAUGAGAUACAUGCUCAAGAUGAUAUAAGUGUUCAGCAUGUGGAAAGGACAAAAAAUAUAGGAAAAAAUCAAAAAAAAGAUGGUGAAGAACAGGUGGAUAACAAUAUUUUGGUCAAUAAUGAUGGUGAAAGUAGCGAAGAUAAGCAUAGUGAUAUCCGUAGUGAUAACCAGGGUGAUAAUCGUGGUAAUAUAGUGAAUGACCAUGGAUUGGUACGCAAUGAUGACGAUAUUAUGGUCGAUUCAUUACUGAACAGUGAUCAUAGGGCCUCAUGCUAUGGAAAUACACGAAAUAGGAUUAUAUCAGAAGCAGGGGCACCGGGAUUUAUAGACAAUUUAACUCAGUAUUUACAAAAGGAAUUAACUUGUCCAAUAUGCUUAGAUUAUUUUUACUUACCUGUAACAAUGAACUGUGGUCACACAUUUUGCAGAUAUUGUAUAGGGCAUAAUAAAUUAAAUGGAAAGAAUUGCCCUUUAUGUAGACAACCAUUAGGUCAUACUUCAUGUAUUAAUACAAUUAUAUCAAAUUUAGUACGUAUAUAUAAUUUAAGAAGGAAAUCAUUAAAGAUAUAUAAAUCCAUAGAAAUAGUAAAUACAGUAGAUGAGAUAUGGUGGAAUGAAAAUUUUAUAAAACCACAAGUUAGUAUAUCUCUUUUUUUAAGGAUCUUUUUACAUGAUAUGAUAUCACCUCCAAUAUUUUUUGAUGAUUUAACUUCAUGUAUAGUUGAUUUUUUUACAGUUAAUAAUUUAUGGUCUAAAGCCAAAUGGGUAUUUAAUAUAAAAGAUUGUCGUAUAUUUAGCGAAUUAAUAGGGUAUGAUAAAGAUGAUAAAGAAACAACCAAUGAAAGAUUACAUGCAUGGGUAGAAAGAUAUAUUACACAGAACCCAUCUAUGUGUAUGAGAAAAGAUGAAAAAAUUAUUUUAAAAUUAUAUCAAGAUAGAACACAUCGUAUUGAUAGUCAUAUUUUUGAUUCUACAGUUUUACCUAAUAGAUUACCAUGGGAUGGAGGAAGACAUGCUAAAAGUCUUAUACAUAUGCCUCAUUCAUCGGUAUCUCUAUCCCAUUUAUUAUUUGUUAAGGCAGAAAAUAACAACAUAGGAGUUGUCGAUUGUGGUUCAACCAUUGGUACAAUGAUUAAAGUUAAUAAUUAUCAUGUUUUAAAAGAAGGUGAUAUAAUACAUAUUGGUGACAGGUUAGAAGUAACUGUGUCUAUUGACAAAAACACGGCAGGCAUGCCUUAUAAAGGUUAUGUGUGGAAUAAAAAUGCAAACAAAGUACUAGACAGGCACGAACUGAACGAGCUCAUCAAGGCGGAGCUAGUAAGCGGUGUUGGUAGUGUUAACAGUGUUAGCGGUAACAACGAUAGCGGUCAAGUUAAUAAUGGCCAAGUUAAUAAUGGACAAGUUAAUAAUGGACAAGUUAAUAAUGGACAAGUUAAUAAUGGCCAAGUUAAUAAUGGCCAAGUUAAUAAUGGACAAAUUAAUAAUGGCCAAGUUAAUAACGACCAAGUUAAUAAUGGACAAAUUAAUAAUGGCCAGAUUAAUAAUGACCAUGCUAAUAACAAUAUAGAGAUAUACAACUCUUCGGAAGGACAAAUGCCUUCCUAUUGUGAAGAUAUCGAGUCAAAUUUACUAAUCAAAUUUGAUUUUGGUACAGUAAAAGAAGAAAUUACAUUAAAAACUGAGUACAUAGAUCCAAAGGGGGUUGUAUUAGGUAGAGGUCCAUAUGCCCAGUCAAGUUAUAAGAAAAUUUCUGUUACGAAUUCUAAUGGGUAUGUAUCUAGAGAACAUUGUUUAAUAUACUAUGAUGGAUCAAAAUCAUCAGGUGAGAGAUGGUUGUUAAGAGAUACAAGUACUCUAGGUACCUUUUUAAAGAUUAAACCAUUUUCUAAUCCAGUCCCAUUACCAAUUGGUUCCAUAUUUAAAGCUGGUCAGUGUAAAAUAGAAGUAUGUUCACAUGACACGGCACAAUUUACACAAUAUCCAGAGAGAUCCAUAUCACUACAUAAUACUAAUAAUAAUCCAUCCAACUUAGAUAAUAAUGGGGAAAGCAGAAAUAACGAUAACGAGAGUAACAACACCAACAAUAAUGGAGGAGGUAGUAGUGCAAGCGGUAAUAACAAUGGAGGAAAUGGACACAGUAAUAAUAACAACAAUGCUGUGGGUGGAGGUGGCAAUUACAGCGGAAGAAGCAGCAGCAACGGAAAUGAAAAUGAAAAUGGAAACGUCAUUCGAAACAAUUGUAACAACUACAGCAAUAGCUAUAACUGUGGUAAUAGUAACAGUCGUAACAACUUCACCAGUAGCUGUGAUAACAGUCUAUUAUAUGACAUUCCACUUAGCUCCAUUCGAAACAAUGCUCAGAUGGGCUAUAACGUUAGCAGGAGCUUAUACCCAAAUAGUAACAAUGGCAGCAGUAACAAUGGAAGUAGUAACAAUGGCAGUAGUAACAAUGGAAAUAGUAACAAUGGAAGUAGUAACAAUGGAAGCAGUAACAAUGGAAGUAGUAACAAUGGAAGUAGUAACAAUGGAAGUAGUAACAAUGGAAGCAGUAACAAUGGAAGCAGUAACAACAAUGACAAUUACGAGUGUGAUAACCAAAAUGAUGACUAUCACAGUAGUUGCAGCAAUAUGCAUGCAUCUAGAGGAAGGAGAAGACAAAGAGUAUUGCCACUACACAGCAACAACCUUGAGUAUAAUAUUACCGCACAAAAUUUAGAGCACAACAAUUUACAUUUAUCUUUUCGAAAUAAAAACAGGCUUACCAGUAAAACCUGCAAGCAUAAUAAUAAUCAUGGAGAUACGUACUUUUAUAAUUACCUAAGAUACAGUGUUAAUAAUAAUGGAAUGAACUACAACAGUAGUAGUAGCCACGAAUUCAACGAUAACAGUGAUAACGACGGUGGAAGUAACAACAGAAGAGGUAAUGAUAAUCGAAACGAUAGUAAUAAUCGGAACGAUAGUGAUAAUCGGAACGAUAGUGAUAAUCGAAGCGGUAGCGAUAAUCGAAGCGGUAGUGAUAAUCGAAGCGGUAGUGAUAAUUGUAGUAGCUCAAGUAAAGACUACAAGGGUUGUAAUAAUUACAGAUUUAACGAAAGAACCGAAUAUGAUAAUAACACGUUUUACGUCAACUUUAGCAAUAAUAAUAAUUAUGAACAUGAUUAUAAUGAAAAUAAUUUUAUAAAUAAUUGUACGAAUAAAGAUGAUAACCUUAACCAUUUUAUGAUAAACAAAUUUUGUAUCAAUAAUAGUUGUGAUAUUAGUGUCAGGGAUGAAGACGAUGAAGAUAGAUUUCGUGUUCAUAAAUACUGUCUAAAUAAGAAUAAUUUCAAAUAUGCAAAUAAUUGCAAGUUGGACAACAACCUCUUUCACCAUAAUUGUUUGCUUAGUAACAAUACUAUAGAAAAUUGUAAGCGUUUUCAUAGAAAUUACGACGCGAAAUUCUUUUGUAAUAAUAGUAUUAAUUCGUUAGCAGUUGAUAAAGCUAAUAGUAAUGGUAGCGGUAAUGGUAGUAGGAACGGCAGGAGUAGCUGCAGUGCUAACCUCAACACAUCGGACUCUUUUUUUUACAAUAUAAUGAACACAGAAAUGGUUGGAAGUAACGAAAUAAAUCCGAAGCAAGUUAACCAUCCGAAUUUAUUGAAUAUUAAAGCUAGUAGCAUGUGCCUUAUAAACGUUAAAAAAGUAGAAAAGAGUAAGUUGAACGAACUUAUUAUACCAUAUAAAAACAUUAACAAAAAUAAUAAUGUGGACCGUAAGGUCAACAAGCAUGCUUUUAAAAAGUACAACAUUAGCAAUUUGAAUGGAACAACAAAUGGCGGCUAUAAUAAUAAUAGUUGUCUUAAUGAUAAUAGUAGUAAGCAUAAGCAUAACCAUAACUGCCUGAACAAUAGCGGUCUCAGUGCAACUGUUAGUUAUGGUGGAGUUGUUAGAGAGAAUGUUGGUACGGAUAUUGGUGCAGAUAUUGGUGCGGAUAUUGGUGCGGAUAUUGGUGUGAAUGGAAGGAGUGGACACGUUAAUACUACUUCCAGUAACAAUUGCACGCAUAACAAAUUAGAUGGAGGUUCCUCGAAAAAAAAGAGAAACCAUGCACAAACGUUCUUCUACAAAAAUCAAGCAACAAUUAAAGAUGAAGGAGACGAAGAAGAAGAAUUACACGCAAAAAAUAUGAACUGUUCAGAUAAUUCGUCUAUCAUAUAUAACGAAAUGGAAUCAUUUAAAUUAUUAUAUGAUUAUAUUAAUAAUUUACAUUUAAAUAACAAAAAGAAGAGCACAAAUCAUCGUAAUAAUUUAAUAGCUGAAAAGAAUCAUGAUUAUGAUAAUGAUGAUGAACUUUUUCAUAUCUUAAAUAACUCCAAUGUACAUACAAAAAAAAUUAACUUCUUAAAUCUAUUUGCCUCUGAACAGUUGCCUGACCACGUGCAUAAAAAAUUGAGCAAAAAUUUUCUGUUGGACAAUGAAAAAACUAAGAAUAUUCUAUUUAACGAGCACGUAAAUGCAAACCAGAAUAACUUAGUUUAUUCCAUCAAGAUGAACAACUGA
Plasmodium malariae is the source of this 5592-nucleotide messenger RNA. Its product is annotated as zinc finger protein, putative. Gene Ontology annotation, molecular function: protein binding; ubiquitin-protein transferase activity; nucleosome binding. NCBI's taxonomy places the organism in Eukaryota, Apicomplexa, Aconoidasida, Haemosporida, Plasmodiidae. Gene Ontology annotation, biological process: double-strand break repair. The transcript has a single exon. Gene Ontology annotation, cellular component: site of double-strand break; nucleus. Bases 1 to 5592 code for a protein of 1863 amino acids. The record is from RefSeq and is a predicted model, not a curated record.